UGACAGGUCUGAGGAAGAGUUUUCGUUUACAAUGAAGACUUCGGAUGACAUCUUGACCCUCCUCGGAGGAUAUGGCUGCUUCCAGAUGCUGGUUUUUGUGGCGACGGGUCUCGUAUACAUGACCGGGGCUUGGGUCACGUUUGCACCCAUCUUCCUAGGGUACGAACCAGGACACCACUGUCGGGUACCCAAAGACAGGACGCCUAACGAGACCAUUCCAUCAAGAUACGAGAACGGGAAGGUGGUUUUGGAGAAGUGUAUAAAGUUCAUUGUCAGCGGUGAAUUUACCAGGUCCACAAACCUUACGAACGUCAACGUUAUACAACCUUGCGAUGAUGGUUGGACGUAUUUGUGGGACGAUGCUGGAAGAACGUCAUUUGUAACUGAGUGGGACCUAGUGUGCAGGAAGAACUAUCUGGCGGAAUUGUCCACUACCGUGUACAUGGCGGGCGCAGCGGUGGGAUCCGUUCUCUUGGCGCCAUUUUCAGACAGGUUCGGCCGGAAGUGGAUGAUGCUGGGAUGCUUCUGGGCUCAGAACGCGCUGGGAUUCAGUUUGGCCUGGUCGGACAGUAUCUUCACGUUCACCGCACUAAGGUUUUUCGUCGGAGCACUAUAUGUUACGACGUCCAUUACGUCCUUUGUGAUGAUGAUCGAGGUGUUUCCGUCCAGUCACCGCAUGAUGCCGUCAGUGCUGAUGCAGGGUUUCUGGUCGGCAGGGGUGAUGACCUUCGCCCUGUUCGGGUAUUUCGUCCAAGACUGGAGGAAACUCGAAAUGGUUAUUGCAUUGCCAAGCAUCGUCACAGUCGUUUAUGCUUGGCUCCUGCCUGAAUCCAUUUUGUGGUUGAUCUCAAAAGGGCGAGUUGAAGAAGCUGAGAGAGUUCUGAGAACAGCCGCCAAGACCAACAGGAAAGAGUUACCGUCAACUAUAAGGACGAUCCUCGAGAACAUCUCCAAGGGUGACAAGGACCAGACUAAUGAUGCAGCUAUUUCUGGUAUCAACGACCAGACCAGUCCUGCGACUACUUCCGGUAUCAGCAACCAGACCGAUCCUGUAGCUAUAACCGGUAUCAGCAACCCCGCAGUGUCUACUACUGACCCGGACUUUCUUUCGCCGGGCGAUAUCUCCACCUCUUUUGAAAACCAAGACAAGAAGACAAUGGCGGACGGUGGCCCGGAAACGACCGACGCACCAGAAUCAGUGGUCAGCCAAAACGGACGGCAACGAGAACGCGACGAUGACGUCACUGGUGUCAGCGUUAAGGAAUCACACACGUCUGUGAAAGUAGUUGAUCCCAGGAACCAGCAAAAUGAAAUGACUUUCAUCAGCAUGUUGCUUGAGCCAAACAUAAGAACAUACUGCAUUAUCAUCUUCUACUUGUUUUUUGUGAUCAACCUCAGUUAUUUUGGAACAUUAUUCUCGACCCCGACCUUACACGGAAACCGGUUUCUGAACGUGUUCAUCAGCGGAGCGAUACAAAUGCCCGCGCUCCUGAUAUGCACGUUUCUCAAUCGAAUAACCGGUCGUCGAAUACCGAUUUGCAUCUUUCUGCUGGUUUGCUCCGCUAUGAAUACCGUUGUUGUGUUUCUCCCCGCCCACACGGCUGACGGGACUGAUUUGAAAUGGUUCAAAAUCACGCUGGUCAUGAUUGGGUUAUUUGGAGUCAUCGGAAGUUACUCCAUUAUCCUCUUGUAUGCAUCUGAGAUAUUUCCCACGACAGUAAGAAACCAAGCUCUGGGAAUUGCGUUUUUCUUUGAAAAUAUUGGCGGGAUUUGUGCACCCGUUGUUGUUUACACUGCAAAGAAGAACGCAAAUAUUCCACUUGUGAUAUUUGCUGUGGGCACUGUGAUUGGUGGAAUUUUGGUUUUGCUUUUACCAGAAACAAAGAAUCGACCUCUGCCUCAGACGAUUAGUGACGUCGUCAGCUGGAAAAAAGAUGUACAAGAGAAACACAGCUAGAAACGACGUGAAAAUCAUGUGUGAGCACCCAUACACACAAAAACAAAAAGAAAAAAAGAAGAAAAGAAAACGAAACCGACACAUCACCACAGAACCCCUUCCCGACAAAAACAAAAUACCAAAACAACAUCAAACAACAAAAACAGACCCCCCCCCCCCCCCUCCAAUCAAUAUAGCAAUAACAUAAACCGGAAUGGUCACCAUGGAUGGAUCACAAUUAUUAUACUAUAAUGUGUCGUUAUAUUAGUAUGUGGAAUUAAAGUAGACGACUCUAACUCCCAAAGGACAUGUCUGUUCUGUUUUGUGCAGCUAAGUCUUUGACCUGUUAUAAAUUCCAGAACUACCAGAUAUAGACUGGAUUGGUGAAUUGUUUUACAAGUACUGAUGUAGCAAGAAAUGACAAGUUAAAGUUACCGCAUAUACUUACCAGUGGCAUGGAUGGUUACUUGCACACUUUUAAUGUUUUGAUUUACAGCCGAUAGUCCCAGUGCGAAAGCGUGCAAUUAACCAUUCAUUCCACGAGUAACUUAAAUAGGUAACCGACUUGUACAAAGUGCCUAUAUGACGCUGCGUGAGGCAAGAAGGAAGUUUAGCUGAGACUGGUUUUAAACGUUCUUAAAGCAUUAUGUACCAUCCUAAGUACUCGUAUUGAAUCCUAGCGAGAAAAAUGAAGUAGCCUAAUUUUAGAAGAAAGAUCACAGAAAUAACAGCAGGGCAAGUUUAGUUGAACGAGCCAACCAACAGGCGUCGAUCGGGAGAGCACUGUGUACCUAUUGUAUCUUAAUACAGAUAUGUUACAGAUUUGUAGCUUAACCAUA
Messenger RNA from Gigantopelta aegis, 2775 nucleotides. RefSeq names its product organic cation transporter protein-like. Bases 32 to 1957 code for a protein of 641 amino acids. The transcript has 9 exons. NCBI's taxonomy places the organism in Eukaryota, Metazoa, Mollusca, Gastropoda, Neomphalida, Peltospiridae. Gene Ontology annotation, biological process: transmembrane transport. Gene Ontology annotation, cellular component: membrane. The record is from RefSeq and is a predicted model, not a curated record. Gene Ontology annotation, molecular function: transmembrane transporter activity.